This is a messenger RNA of Odobenus rosmarus divergens (Pacific walrus), 2558 nucleotides long. Its product is annotated as regulatory solute carrier protein, family 1, member 1. The transcript has a single exon. Gene Ontology annotation, biological process: proteolysis. Gene Ontology annotation, molecular function: protein binding; aspartic-type endopeptidase activity. The coding region runs from base 1 to 1860 and encodes 619 amino acids. The record is from RefSeq and is a predicted model, not a curated record. Lineage: Eukaryota; Metazoa; Chordata; Mammalia; Carnivora; Odobenidae.
AUGUCAUCAUUACCAACUUCAAAUGGAUUUAACCAUCCAGCCCAUCCUUCAGGACAGAGUCCUGAGAUUGGUAAUCCUAUGAGUCUUGCUCACUCUGUCUCUGCUUCAGUCUGCCCUAUCAAGCCCAGUGACCCCGACAGCAUCGAACCUAAAGCUGUGAAGGCUUUGAAGGCUUCAGCUGAAUUCCAGAUAACCUCUGAAAAGAAAGAACAUCUUCCUCUGCAGGAUCUUUCUGAUAGUGCUUCUUCAGCAGACAGUGCUCCAGCAGACCAGAGUCCAGCCAUGCCUUUGCAGAAUUCCUCUGAAGAAGCCAUUGUUGCCGAUAAUAUGGAGAAAUCUGCUGAAAGAAGCACCCAGGGCCUCAGAUCUCAUCUCCACACAAGACAGCAAGCUAGUGUAUCUGUCACAACUACUAGGGUGCAAGAACCAGCGGGGUUUCUAGGUGAAAAGGGUUGGCAUCCAGAAAAUCAGAACCUGCGUCAGGUGAAUGGCCUUCAGCAGCACAAAGAACCAGGGAAUGAACAGCACGGGGUUGGACAACAGAAUGCUCUAAAUGACCGAGAACAUCUCUGUAACACAGAGGACUUUGAACUUCUUGGAGAAAGGCAACAGAAUCAACAAAGAAGUGUUGAUUUGGAAUCGACAAUGAAAGAAGACAGGCUACAACAGAAUGUGGACCUUCCAGGUACAGAGGAAAAUACUCUACCUUCAGGAUGCUUUGGCUGCUCAAACUCAGAAACACUUAUGGAAGUAGAUACAGUUGAAGAGUCCCUAGUUGCUGUGCUUAAUUCAGCAGAUGGUCAGCAUGCCAGUGUCAAGAACAUCGGUGCAUCUGCUCUCACCUUAGAUAGUCCCUUGAUGGAAGUAGAAACAUCAAAAUGUAACCCUUCGUCUGAAAUUUUGAGUAAUUCAGUUUGCACUCAGGAUUUACAGCUCCCAGACAGUAAUGUUGAAAUGUCUGGAACAAGUAAAGAAGAUGGGGAUUGCUCCCCCUCUUUAAGUCUUUGUGGCAGUUCUCAGCCCUCUGUGGAGUCAGCAGAGGAAUCUUGCUCAUCUUUAACAGCAGCCUUGAAGGAACUCCAUGAACUUCUGGUCAUUAGUAGUAAACCAGCUUCAGAAAAUAUAUCUGGGGAAGUUAUCUGUCAGUCGGAAAUGGUAACUGAGGGCCCAACAGUUAUUAAGGACCUUUCUGAAAGAUGGACCCAAAGUGAACAUCUUACAGCUACCCAGGAUAAAGAGCAUUCACAGGUCACCCUUCGUCAGAGCAUAUCUGUAUCAGUGAGGGCAGAGAACUUACCAGACACUUCAAAUGGUGCUGGAGUAGAUGCAGUAGAAAAUAGUACCGUAAGGGAUCCGGGCGAUGGCCUAGUAACAGAUAAGGAAAGUGUCCCCGAGCCUAGGGAAUCUGGAAAGGAGAGCAGCUCUGCCACUCUAGCCUCAGCUAAAACGUCUAAUCAGUCACACUGCACCUUAGGUGUAGACAUUCCACCCAAACGCUUAGCCGGUGAGGAGGAUGCAGUCAGUCGCACUUCUGAGCAAGCGAAGUCCUUGUCCAAUUUCAUACUGGUUCAAGAUUUGGGUCAGGGCACACAGAAGCCAGUGCCAGACAGGCCUGAGACCAGAGAAGAUGUCUGUCCUGAAGCUGCAGGACCACUUCUUGAAUUUGAACCACCUCCCAACCAGCCAUCAUCAAGUCCCUCCAUUCUUUCACCAUUAAUUUUUCCCGCCGCAGACAUUGACCGCAUUCUCCGUGCCGGCUUCACUUUGCAGGAAGCUCUUGGGGCUUUGCAUCGAGUUGGUGGAAAUGCAGACCUUGCACUUCUUGUUUUGCUAGCAAAGAACAUUGUAGUUCCUACAUAACCAUGGAAAAGGGGGCUAGACCAUACUCCAUUCCCUUUAAAAAAGCUAUACACGCACACACACACACACGCACACAUACACACUCACCACAUAUACAGUAUAUGUAGAAACCUGCAAGCAGAAUGUUGAGCCAGAUUUUUUUUAAGGAUUUUUUUCGGCCAAAGUAACUUAUCUCUUGUCUGAUGAAUUUGUCUAUUCUCUUUGUUAAAAUUUGGGCCUUUUUAAAUGUAUUGGCAGUAAUGUGCAUACAAAAGCUUUUUAUUAUCAUUAAGAUGUAUUCUGGAAUAAAAUUGAUGGUUUUGUGUAUAGCAUACCAUUUUAGAAUGAGAGUGAAUGCUUUAAAAAGCAGAAGCCAUGAGAAGUCCCACCGCCCAUGCAGCUAGAAGCAAAUCAGCUUCCCAUUUUGGCUGUGUAUGUGCUGUAGGCAAGGUAUGGCUUGUUGGCUCAGUUGUCCGUUUACAAACUGGAUCACAUGGUUUGGUGUUUGGAAUUACACUUAGUGCUCUGUGUAUUGAUGAUUCAUCAGUUACAACAGAAAAUUGAAGAAUAGUUGAAUAAUACCUCCUAGAGUGGUAUGUUUUUAUUUGUUUGGUUAAGAUUUGACCUUUUUAUGGGAUGAGGUGGGAGGGUUUAGAACUUGGGCUGCUUUGUGCAUCAUAGGCUGCUGCAUGGAUUGCCAAGUAUUUGGGGUGGGACAC